AUGCUGCGUCUCUACAAGUCUCUGAGCAUCCAAAAUGAUGUGUUCAGCAAGAUACCGCGCGAUCAGCUUCGCAUGCCAAUUGGGGCCACCGGGGCAGAUGCAGCAUCUGGGGGCUCGCCUGGAGGCGAGGACGAAGCCCCGCGCUAUCUCGACAUGAAGGCCUCCCGCCUCGCACUCGUAGGUCAAGAGGACGACGGUAUCCUCCUCUUCGCUCACGACGGCUACGCCAAGGACGCGGCCGGGAAGGCGAGCAAGCGCACGUUUAUCAACAUGUACGACAUGAAGACGAGGGAGCUCACCACCCUCUUCAUGCACGACUACGUCAUCGACGUCGUCUCGUGCUCCGUAAACGAAGAGCGCACUCUCCUGGUGUUCACGACGCUAUCGCGCUAUCGGAAGCCGGUGCCCAACGUCACGGAGACACAAGACUUUGAAGAGCUGUACGAAUCCCGCCUCGUGGAGGUCCUGUCGCAGCGGAGCAUGCCCAUCGACAAGCUCAGCAAGUCCAGGCAGAGCGUCUACUUCUUGGGCAGCGACGCCAAACAGAAGGGCUGGACCCGCAGGCGCGUGUUUCUGCUGUUCGUCAUGCACACCCACUUUGCCCAGGUCCUCCACAUACAGACCACCCGACGCGGUCCGACCGACGAGCGCGUGCUCAAGUUUGCGGAGCUGUUUGCCAAGCUCGUCCAGAAAUCGCAGCUGGCGUGGCACCAGUACAACGCCAAGGAGAAGGUCCUCUACUGCCUCGUCGCCCAAAACAACAAGGGCACCUACGAUAAGAACCAGGACUACACGCUGCGCUGCUACAAGCUUUCAGGUGACCGGCGAAACGACGUCAUGUUCGAGGUUGGCCCACUUCAGCUGGCACACGAGCCGCCCGAGAUGUCGACCAAUCCGCGCAUGUCCAUGCAACUCCCCGGCGAGGCCCGUGCAGGCCACAGGCGUAGUGCCUCGCAGUCCUUUGAUGCCCGUUCGGCCGCCUCUGCGCUGUCGGUGAAAUGGACGGACAACCUGCAGAUCGUUGAAAUGAGUGGGCAUCCCGUCGAGCCCAACGCAUUUUCGCCCUCCAUCAACGUCUCCAUAUUCGUGCUCCACCACAAGAUGAAGCUGGACUUCUCCAUUCCCAUGAACGGCCCCAACGAUGCCGCCUUCAUCACCAGCGCGCGAGUGUUCUUCGACUGCAUCGGAGACCUCUUGCUGGUGUACGUGCCCGGCCGCUACAUCCAGCUCAUCGACUGCGGGGACGAGCACGACCCGUGCCCCAACCUCUUCUUCACCGGCAGCCGGUUCGCCACCCUCCUCCCCGAACAAGCCGUCGAGGACUUCCCGCCCUUUCCCUUCGACACCAUGAUGUCGACGGCUUCCGACUAUCGGCGCUAUGGCAUGCUCGACGUGCUCAAAGGGGUGCUGUACGAGUACACGUUCAAUCGGGAGGCCGUCCUCAACGUGUUCGACCUGCCGUCGAGCGACUGGCACGUGUACGCCCUCCACUUGGCCAUCGUGCACAUGCACGACGUAGAACUGGUCGACAAGAUCAUGCGGCACAUGUGCACCACGCGACCAGAAAUGGUGUCCACGGUGCUCAUCAAGGAAUACCUCAUCGGGACGCCCUACCAGUCGGUGAAGAACAAGAACAUGGAGGUGCACCUGCUGAGCCUGCUUCCGGUGACCUCGCUCGAGUCGUUCACGAGCGACAACCUGUCCAAGAAGAUCAAGCGCUUCAUCUCCGUCUCCCGCCUCAACAUCCCCGUCCUCGCCUCCAAUCGCAAACUCAUCCGACCCACCAACCGGCAACGGUUCCUGAGCGGGGGCUCGGGGCUGCUGCCUUCGGUGGAGGCCGGGAACAACACGCCCACGUUCCGCAACCUGUUCAUGCGCAUCCUGGGCAUCGACGAGAGCCAGAACACCGGCACCGUGCCCGCCCCGCCCCCGCCCCCGCCCGACUCCAACGUCCUCACCCCCUACUCCGCCAGCGACCGGUGGAGGUUCAUCGAGGCGCUGGCCGACUACAUGUUCAACUCGUUCCCCAAGGAAAACAAAGCCAAGGCACCCAUGCUCCCUCCCUCCUACCCUCCUCCUUUACCUCCCCCUCCACACCUCUUGGCCUGCAUGGCGUGGGCCAAGGACUACCGCGGGGAGCAGAUCCACCAGUCCAAUCGCCUCUACGAAUACAUCGCCGAGUCGACCACCGAAGAGAAGGCUGACGGCAUGGCGGGGCCGGAUACCCACGCCACGCCACCUGCCGGGGCCGGGGGGGGGAGGAAAAGGGAGCGGGGCGUGUUCCACAUCACGGAGCCCUUCGCCGCGGAGCUCUUUGCAUCGCUGGGCGACACCCCGGAGGACCACGAGUUCAAGUUCGCCAUCAUCUCCAAGCUGCCCGAGUUCAUUCGGGCGCUGCAGAAGCACCCGGAGUUCCACCAGCUGCUGCUGGAGUACUUCCACUCGACGCUGCCGAUCAAGUUCCCGUCGUUCCAGGAUCUGCUCAACCCGCGGUUCAUCGAGAAGUCGAACCAGCAGCUGCAGUCCACCAACAACUCGUUCUUCCUGCCGGUUUCCAUCUUCCUGGCCGACCUCAACUCCAACUACCACCAGUUCAUGAGCGGCAGCUUCGGCGAUGGCCCCAACGCGCCUGGCGCGCCUUCGCCCCUCGUCUCUCCGCGCUCGACGCCCGCCAUCUUCCUCUCCACCGGCACCAGCAGCAGCGGCGGACUCCACGGGAGCGCCUCGACGGGCGGCAUCCCCAUCUUCGCCCCCUCCGCCGGCCAGCACGCGCAGUCGGGCCUUGCCUCGAGCGCCAGCACUGCACCAUCGCCAUCAGCGUCAUCGCCCGCGAGCGGACGAGAAGCGGCCGGCCUCUCUUCUUCGUCGUCUUCCGUGGUGGCCUCCGCCCCGUUCGGCAUCUUCUCCCGCCCCCCGCCCCCGCCCCCUCCUCCGCCAGCGCACGCCGACGGCGGGUUCAGCAGUUUCCUGCCCGCCACGUCGGUCAUCCGCAAGGUCGGGUUCGUCAACGAGUACCUCAUGCCCACCAUCCACCAGGCCUUCGAGCGCGCCCAGCCCCUCGCCACGCCCACCGCCACCGUCACCUACAACAAGAAGAAGCCGUCCCCUUGA
This is a messenger RNA of Acanthamoeba castellanii str. Neff, 3111 nucleotides long. RefSeq lists its product as uncharacterized. The record is from RefSeq and is a predicted model, not a curated record. Gene Ontology annotation, cellular component: trans-Golgi network. Gene Ontology annotation, biological process: positive regulation of amyloid-beta formation. NCBI's taxonomy places the organism in Eukaryota, Discosea, Longamoebia, Acanthamoebidae. The transcript has 21 exons. Bases 1 to 3111 code for a protein of 1036 amino acids.